This is a messenger RNA of Funneliformis caledonium, 522 nucleotides long. Lineage: Eukaryota; Fungi; Glomeromycota; Glomeromycetes; Glomerales; Glomeraceae. The record is from the annotation of a GenBank genome assembly.
AUGUCUUCAAACACAUUACCUAACGAACUUUUAAUUGACAUCUUUACCAAGUUAUUUCAUGAAUCCAGUAUAAAACAAUUUUUACACUUAAGAACAACGUGUAAGCAAUGGAAUCAGAUUAUUCCAAGUGUUUUUAUUGAUGAAAUUAAAGUUCUUUAUGAGAAUAAAUUGAAAUGUCGGAUAUUGUCGCAAUAUACUGGAAUUCCUUUCUUAGUACAAUCAUCAUAUAGUAUAAAUUUCUCAUCAUACAAUCCUCUAACACAAAAAUUCAUUCUAAAAUUCACCAACAAUAAUUGUAAUAAGACUUCGCCAUAUAUAUCAAAGCAUAAUUUAUGGAAUUCAAAUAUUUUUCUAUUGAACAUGUAUACAGGUAAAUUGUUAUAUGUAGAUACAUUAAUUGAUGAUCAAUAUACUGGAAAAAACAAUUGUAUUUGUGUAAAUAUUAAGAAUGCAUAUGGUAUGGAAAAUAAUUCGGAAGAAGAGCGCAUUUAUAUUGAAGAAAUUUCUUUAAAGAAAUUGUAA